CAUUUAUUGUAGAUGGAAUCGUUAGAAGACUUCCUAACCCGUUCCACUGAAAUCCUCAGGGCCCACUCAGACGGACUGUGGGCCCAGAAAAACGAGCUGUUUGCAGGGUGCAGCGAGAGCAUCCGGUCGCACCGCAAAGGCUUGCGCAAGUCACGAGAGGAACUGUUGGCGGGAUGUCUGGAGAGUAUACGCGCGCAAAGGGACGGACUGCUCCAGACUAGAGAUAGUUUGACGAUGAGGAGCUGUGAACUGUUCGCUUCUGUCAGUGAAACACUUAUUGCAGAAGGACUCAUCGUAAACGCGUCAGAGUUAUUAUUUGAGAGACAGAGGCUAUUAGCUGAUAAGUUACGGAGCAGUCUCGCUUCUAAGCUCAAGAUCUUUAUAAUAUUCUUCCUAAUGUUUGGACUAAGAAGGUAUCACUGGAAUUCAGAAGAAACAGACAUCUCACUUCUCUUUCUCGUAAUCUCGGUAGCAGCGUAUUACCUGCACGCUGUCUCUUCGGCGUCUGCGCCGCCUGUUCUAUUCUACAAACAGAGCGAUUGGAUGGAGAGGUUGUUAGACCGGUGUCCCUGUCUCUUUAAACCCUACAAACCUACCCUGCUGUGGGGGUGGAGUGGGCACCUGCAGACUGCUGUUCUCGGCAAGAUGGGACGCAGUGUCAACCCCCUCCUUCCUUUGGUAAGACGGAGUUUUAAGUUGGAUGACGGAGCGACAGUGUAUUACGACACCUUCGAUCCCCCCUUUACUAGAGCCACCGCUACUAUAGUAGUAGUACCUGGUAUAAACAACACCAGUGAGAAGCUGUACAUAAAGACGUUUGUCCGCAGCUGCCUUGGUGCCGGGUACAGAGUAGUGUGUCUCAACCACCUGGGCUCCCUCAAGGAUUACCCUAUCACAUCCCCCCGCAUCUUCGGGUACGGUCACACAGAAGAACUAUCUCGACUGGUGGAUAUCAUUAAAGAGAGAUAUCCCACUUCCCCUAAAAUACUCCUGGGAUUCAGUAUGGGUGGAAACGUGGUCACUAAAUACCUCGGAGAGAGACCAGAGAGACAAGACUGGUUUGUAGGUGUGAUCUCAGCCUGUCAAGGAUACGAUAUCAGCAAACAAGGACCCUACUUCCUCACGUGGGAUCGUAUGGCGAGACUCUACAACUGGGCCAUCACCAACGAUGCCUUGAAAGCCACCUUUUACCGACACAGUAAAGUAAUGGCGGGUAUCUACGAUAUGAGGAGGGUAUCCUCCGCUACUUGUAUGCAGGACUUUGACGCUUGUGUAAUGUCUAAGAUGUACGGUUACGAAAGCCACGAACAUAUGUACAAAGAUUGGAGCUGUUCUAGGUUGCUGGAUAACAUCAAGAUCCCCAUGAUAACCCUGAACGCAGUGGAUGACCCUAUCAUAGCGCCAGUCUGCAGCGACAUAGCUAUUCGGCAAGCCUGCAAAAACGACCGGGUUCUUCAUAUUCAGACUCAGUGCGGUGGACAUCUCGGUUAUUACACCGGGGGCUGGAUAAUACCUAACGGGUUAUCCUGGUUGGAUACCAGCAUCGUGGAGUUCUGUGGUGCGCUGUUAGCUGACUCUAAACACCAGGACGAAGACUCAGGAGACAACUCAAUGGUGGUUUAAGAUUUUUAGGAGAAUGCACAUUAUGCCGAUGAAAUGUUAAUGAUGUGCUAGUGUUAUCAGAUAGAUUAGUAACUGUUAUCCAGAUGAACUAAACUUUUUUGUGAUCAGUAACAAAGAUUAUCUACAUGUCAAUUAAAGGGUCUUCACACUAUUCGAGGUAAUAAUAGCCCAAUUAGUUUGGUGACUAAUUGGAAUAAUGUUGGGUAAAGUAUGUCAUCGCAUUUUUAGGUACUAGGAGAAUUAUUUGGUACUUUGGAUAAACAUUCCACUAAAGAUAAGUUUGGACAGUUAGCAGGAAUAAACAGACAAUAGGAUUACACUUUAUCACAACUCACAAGUCUUGUUUUAUAACACGACUCCGUUCACGGUGAAUAACAAUUAACAGGAGGUUGGAGGUUCACUGUGGAUGAGGCAUUUUGUAGAAAUAUAAUUGUUUAAACGCUUUUUGAGCGUGAGAUUAUUUUUAUCUACCUUGGACUACAGUGUGUGAAAUUUUGUGGCAAAACUCAUUUUUUUGGGAGCCAAAAAGUGCGGGUCUUUAAAUCAUCCGCCAAAUUUGGUCGCACUUAAUAUUUAUAAUGUAGACCAAGGUAGUUUUCACUGCCAGACAAAUAAUAUGUAGAUUGAUUUGUUGUCAAAAGAUUGUUUGUUAAGUUUCAUGGAUUCGAAGGGGUGGAAUUUGAAUAAUGGUCUGUGGUAUUGGGAAGUGAUGUUAUAUUUAUAUUUCAAAAAGUUUUCGUCGUGGAGCUUUUCGAUUCACAAUUUUGUACAAAUUUAAUUUAAAUAUUUUUAAUGAAACUUCAGAUAUUGUAAAACAUUUCGCUUAAAAGAUGUUUUACAAUAUUUAAUUACCUUGUCGGAGAAGCGAUAUUUUACCAACUUUCAAAGAUUUCAGCCUGAGACAUUUAGAUUUUAGAGGGGAUGGUAUAAUAUUAUAAGCCGUUGUAUGACUCGCCAAUAAUAUCGAUGAGUUUAUUGAUUUGAGUAUGACAUGAGUAGCGAUUCAUCAAUAGGGUGGUGUACGGUGCAAGUACACAUUAUAUCUCUUGUUUGGUACACACCUACUGUCUCAUCUAUACUCAGGUCAAUUUAUUAUAAUCAUUUGUUUAUAAGUUAGUUUUAAACUGAUCGUGUAGUUUGCAUUUUGAUUCAAACGCGUUGUGUAGAUCACAUAUAGAUUCUGCAUUUGUUGGAUAAUAAUAUUAUGUCAAUAAUUAGUUAAAAUUUUGACACAAACUGUAAAGAUUUAAUUGUUUUUAGAGAAAUAUGUUUAUUUUGAUAGUUUUAAAUGUAUCAUAUGCUGAGUAACAGUAAUUAUAUUGAGAAAUGUUAAAUUUGAUUUGGUUCUUAUGUGAAUUGUAAUUAUAUUAUAAAAUGUUACCAACAAUUUUAGGUACCCUGUCAGUAAUGUUACUGCUGUAUGAUUGUUUGGCAGAAAAAAACGUAACUGUACAUAAUGUGAUUUUAAAGUCAUGAUCAAUUACAGAUUGUGCGAUAAAUUAAAUAGUAGCGGAUUUUGUAUGUAUCAGUAUGGUUAUUUGGGUUCUUUUGCGAUAGUCUAAACGCGAUAGUUAGCGCUAACUAGCCCUAACUAUCGCGUUUAGACUAAAAGAACUGUCAUUUUGUUUCUUACUGGCUACUUAUACCGGUUACUUCGAUUGAACCCAAUAACUGUAACCAUGGUAACGAUAGCUGUAACCUUGGUAACGAUCUGACCAUGAAAUCCGCUACUGUAGAUGAUGAAUAUGUUUUAGUAUAAAACAUGUUAUUUUUUUAAUUCACGCCAUGUAAAUCCGAAGAAUAAUAUAAAAGUUUACUGGGAUUAGCGUUUCAACAUUCUAUUUCUAAUUCUUGUUGAUUUUCAUGUUAGUUUCAAUGAUAACGCGUGUUAUACUAAGUAUUAUAAUUUUAUAUGUUUUGAGUAAAAAGCUAAGCGGAUGUUAAGGGAUAUUUGUACUCACACUGUUAAUAUUAUACAAUAUCUAAUUUAGGGAGUUGCUAAACCUCAGUUAGGUAGGUUAGCACUACAGUGGGGGAGGCUACCAUUUGUAUUGUGAUGAAACUGAUAUUAAUCAUGGAUUAAAUUAGAUUUACUGAUCAAUAG
This is a messenger RNA of Bolinopsis microptera, 3727 nucleotides long. RefSeq names its product monoacylglycerol lipase ABHD2-like. The record is from RefSeq and is a predicted model, not a curated record. Gene Ontology annotation, cellular component: sperm flagellum; sperm plasma membrane. Gene Ontology annotation, biological process: acylglycerol catabolic process; medium-chain fatty acid biosynthetic process; medium-chain fatty acid catabolic process. The coding region runs from base 13 to 1623 and encodes 536 amino acids. Gene Ontology annotation, molecular function: acetylesterase activity; monoacylglycerol lipase activity. The transcript is spliced from 14 exons. NCBI's taxonomy places the organism in Eukaryota, Metazoa, Ctenophora, Tentaculata, Lobata, Bolinopsidae.